Molecule: messenger RNA, 1392 nt
Organism: Mycena indigotica
Lineage: Eukaryota; Fungi; Basidiomycota; Agaricomycetes; Agaricales; Mycenaceae
Exons: 10
Coding region: 1-1392 (463 amino acids)
Source: RefSeq, a predicted model, not a curated record
AUGGCCACAAGGAAGGUGGACACUCCCCUGAUAACCGAAUCAAACUUGCCAUUCAGCGCUGGCCGACGAGGGUCGAAUGGUGCAGACCCUGACCCUGGAAAUCUUUUCCUCCUUGAUCUUAUUGCGCCAGUCUUGAAAGGCGAGUAUAAGAGCGAAGACAAACCAGAACGAAGCCCAACUUCAACUUGCUCGACUCAAGUCAAGAUGAAAUCUGCUCUGCUUCAAAUCGUCGCUCUUUGCCUUGCCACCGGCUUUGCUUCUACAUUGACGGCUGCUGGCCCGACCACCACUACCGCUAAGCCGGGCACCACGACUACCAAGCCGGCCGGACCUGCGACGACAAGCACUUCCACCAUCGGAGCAGGUCCUACUCAAGCGCCAUCGCUUUCCGAUGCGCCGAGCUCAUAUGCGGCUUUUGGCUCGGUUGUCAGCAAGUGGGCUACGCAGAACGAAUGGGUCGGUAAAGAAGGAUCCGACAACUUGCCCGUGCUGCUCAUUCCUACGGCAAAUACCAGCUCUCCCAGCGAUACAGCCCCAGUCCGAGUGCAAUUUGGUUCUGGAUAUUUCGAGGUCGACACGAUCUACAGUAGUGGAAGCAACUUCCUUCGCAACACGACCGUCUCUAUUCUUGUCCCACUUUGGGGCCUCACCAAUCUUUCUGGACCACUCGACAUUCCGCUCAGUCCUCCGGUCGACAUUCCUGUGGCCAUCCCCGGCACUCAGAUCAAUGGAACUAUUACCUUCUUCCUUGAUCCGACCACAAAAAGCGAAGUCCUCAUGGGCUGGAAGCUCUUCACUCCUUUUGCCGGCAAUCUUGAUGAGAAGGGCCUCAGCGUCUUCCCCGACAAACUCAACACCUAUUUCUCUCAAGCGCAACUCGAGGGCACUCGCCAAUUCACGGACGCUGAACUCAAAGCACUCAGCAAUCCUCCUGCCAAGCUCGUCCUCGAUCCUAAUGUCGGCUUUGCUAACCCGAAUCCCGAGCAAAAGCUCCUCCAAGAGUUCAUCAACAACUACGUCGACCCCAGCACUUCCACAACUGCUAUUCAGACCUUCGGUGCUUCCACCAGCGGGUACACCGUCGACGUCUCCUUCUUGAGUAUUCUCGAACUCUCGGGAAAUGUGGACCCGUCCUCGCUCUCCGCCUCGGUCACGCUCUACGUCAAAAUCCCGCUCGCGGGUCGCAUCAGCCUGACGAAAAUUGAGGGCAGCUUGAUCAACGGUAUCACGGCCAACAUCAAUGUGAUAUUGGCGAGCGGUAGGGCGACCAUAUCUGCCCCAGUUGGUCCAUCGGGCAAGCACGACCUUACAAUCGACGCCACGCUCAGCAUCCAAUUUGUGGGCGACUUUGGAACUGGUGGAAAACACAAGAUCUUGACCCUUCCUUUCUAA